GUGUCAGCGGAGCCACGGGGACCAGGCGUCCCGGCGCCCCAAGAUGCAGCCGCGGCUCUGGCUGGUUCUGGCCGCGCAGCUCGCAGCUCUCCAUGGCAGCUCUGCCUUCCAGCAGGCCCCUGAGCCCAAAAAUGUUCUGACCAACCAAGUGGUGGUGCUGUACUGUGAUGCUAAAAACUCUCCGAGCAACACGCACACCUACUGGCUGAGACAGCGCCAGGCCCCCAGCAAGGACAGUCAUUAUGAGAUCCUGGCCUCCUGGCAUCCUCUAAAAGGGACUAUGUAUGGCAAUGGAGUGACAAAGGAGAAUCUAACUUUGUAUCGGGAAAUGGGCCGGUCCAUUCUCAAUCUCACGAGUUUGAAGCCUGCAGACAGCGGUGUCUACUUCUGCAUGACCAUCGGGACCCCGGAGCUGACCUUCGGGAGGGGAACUCAGCUGAGUGUGGUUGAUGUCUUUCCCACCACUGCUCAGCCCACCAAGAAGACCACCAGGAAGAAAGUGUGCCGGCCCCCCAGCCCAGUAACUCGGAAGGGUCUGCCAUGUAGCCCCAUCAUCCUCAGCCUUCUUGUGGCUGGCAUACUGGUUCUGCUGGUGUCCCUUGGUGUGGCCAUCCACCUGCACUGUCUGCGGAGGAGAGCCCGACUGCGCUUCAUGAAACAGUUUUACAAAUGAUGAGAGUCUACAUUCUGGGCAUCCAGCUAUAAAAAAACAGUGGUCAGUAAUGAGCGAGAUCUGGACAAACGAGAGAGAAGGGACACACGCGACAGUGCAGAUUUCCUUGCCCUGCUCAAGCUGCCUGCUUUAAAUUGCUGCAAGUUCUUUCUAUGGACCUCAUGCAUGGGGACAACUUGUUGCUUGGUCAUCGGGAGUCUCAGAGACGAGGCUUCAGGGCUCCAGAGCACUUACAGAGUGUGCCAGAGAACUAAGAAUUGCCACUGUGACACCACUUCCAGCUUCUGUACUCUCCUGGGCUGGGACCUAGAUGUUGCCCAUCCAGGCACCAUCUUUAUAAGUUGCUUUGCCCUGGGAGGGCAGUGCCAUUGGCUCCUGGGUCUCUCAUGGGAUAGAACUGGGAUGACACCAUUGAGUAUCUCUCACAGAGAAGCCAGCUUGUAAAUGAGGCUUCCUAAAAAGGCUUGCCUGGCUGCCAGUAGCCAUAUUAGUCUCUGAGGCCUUCCUUUGUGGUUGUGUGGUUGGGAGAAGGAAUUUCACUUCAACUCCCACUAAGAAAUUUCAACUUUUCCCCUCCUGUGCUUAUAGAUUUCUUCUCUCACUCUCUUGUUCUUUUUACAAAAACGUCUUGGUUAUGAAAAUAAAGUCCUGGAUUAAAGUUGAAAGUGGCUCCUGUGACAUAUAAGGACAA
Castor canadensis (American beaver) is the source of this 1364-nucleotide messenger RNA. RefSeq names its product CD8 subunit beta (gene Cd8b). The record is from RefSeq and is a predicted model, not a curated record. Gene Ontology annotation, cellular component: cell surface. NCBI's taxonomy places the organism in Eukaryota, Metazoa, Chordata, Mammalia, Rodentia, Castoridae. Gene Ontology annotation, molecular function: MHC class I protein binding; coreceptor activity. Gene Ontology annotation, biological process: regulation of immune response.